Molecule: messenger RNA, 2244 nt
Organism: Dicentrarchus labrax (European seabass)
Lineage: Eukaryota; Metazoa; Chordata; Actinopteri; Moronidae
Gene: rpusd2
Product: RNA pseudouridine synthase domain containing 2
Exons: 3
Coding region: 48-1850 (600 amino acids)
Biological process (GO): pseudouridine synthesis
Molecular function (GO): pseudouridine synthase activity; RNA binding
Source: RefSeq, a predicted model, not a curated record
GUCAUCACCGUGCGCCUUAACUCUGACGGACCCCUAGCUAGAAAACAAUGCACGUGAGUGUUUCGUUUACAGCUUGUAGGAAAUAUAAUUGGUUUUUCCUCGCAGGUCGGGUUGACAGGCGUGUAAACAGUCACACACAUUCUCCCGUUAGUGGGUCUUAUUGCCUAUAUGCUCCACUGAGUCGCCCUUUUCCCGCCUCACAGUGUCAACAGAGGAGCGCGACGAUGGAGCAGGCAGCGGCUGAAAGCCCGGCGGAGGUGGACGGAAACCCGGCGGAGGUGGACGGAAACCCGGCGGAGGUGGACAGAAGGCCGGCGGAGGUGGACGGAAACCCGGCCGAAGAGGCGACAGAGACAGCCAAACGCAAAAGCGACGAGCUGGACCAACCCGAAACGAGGGGCCGAGGGAAGAAGCGGAGAGGAGCGGGAGGGAAGAAGCUGCGUCCGGGCGAGAGAUACAUCCCCCCUCCGCAGAAGCGGAACCCGGGGGUCAGCUUCAACCAGGAGCACUUCAACGAGACUAACUACUACUUUGAAGGUGGUCUGCGCAAAGUGAGGCCGUACUACUUUGACUUUAAAACUUACUGCAAAGGUCGGUGGAUUGGGAAGACCCUCCUGGAGGUGUUCAAGAAGGAGUUCAGAGCGGAGUCCAUAGAGUAUUAUCAGAAGGCGGCCAAAGAGGGUCGCAUCCGGCUGAACGAGGAACCUGUGGAGGACCUGUCUGUGGUGCUCAGGAAUAACGACCACAUGAGGAACACAGUGCACCGCCACGAGCCCCCUGUAGUCGGGAGACCCCUGAAGAUCCUGGUGGACGAUGGUGAGGUGCUUGUGAUCGACAAGCCUGCCUCCAUCCCAGUCCACCCCUGCGGCCGCUUCCGCCACAACACGGUGAUUUUCAUCCUGGGAAAAGAGCUGGGCAUCCCUGAGCUCCACACGGUCCACAGACUGGACAAGCUCACCUCAGGAGUGCUGCUGUUCGCCAGGACACUGGAGACCUCCAAGAAACUGGACCAGCUGGUGAGAGACAGACAGCUUGAAAAAGAAUAUGUGUGUCGAGUAGACGGGGAGUUUCCGGAGGGUGAGGUGAUCUGCGAGGAGCCCAUCUUGGUUGUUUCCUUUAGAAUCGGCCUCUGCCGAGUUGACCCAAAGGGGAAGGAGUGCAGAACCGUCUUUCAGAAGCUGAGCUUUAACGGAAAAACCAGCGUGGUCCGCUGUUUACCCCUGACUGGACGCACACACCAGAUCAGGGUCCACCUCCAGUACUUGGGCUUCCCCAUCCUCAAUGAUCCCAUCUAUGGAGCCUCAGCCUGGGGUCCUCACAGGGGGAAGGGUGGAGUGGUGGGAAAGAGUAAUGAGGAGCUGCUGCAGGCUCUGAUAGAGGAGCAUUGCUCUCAGGAGAGCCUGCACCUGUUGGAUAUUCCGGAUGAUGUGAUCGGGAUUGAACAAGAGGCAGAGAAAAACCAAACAUCUAAGAAAGCAGAUAAAUUAGUUGGCACCGCAGAACCUAACGCAAGUGGAGAAAGUCACCAGACACUGAUUGAUACACAGGUGCCAACAGGUUGUAGCUCAAGCGGUGAGACGGUGAAUAAGGGGAGUCAGGGCGGCACAGACUUAAACACUAACGAUACCUCUCCAACCAACGGAAAUCAACCAGAAGCAACUGACUCCACUCACAAAACUCCUGCAGGGACCAGAGACCACCUGUGCAGUGAAUGUAAGUUAGUACGACCGGAUCCUACAGAGAAGGAACUCAUCAUGUAUCUCCACGCUUUACGCUACAAAGGACCUGAUUUUGAAUAUUCCACACCUUUACCUGAGUGGGCCAAAGAAGACUGGGUGGAAGCGGAUUAGAGCUGACCUGAUGGACACCGUUGAUGACAUUUAGGUUACUGGCUUCAUGAAUGUAUAUAUUUAGAAGUACGAGCAGUACUUGAGUCCUUGAGUUUUGAGUUUUGCAUUUGUAUUGAGUUCUGCAGUAACUUCUCUGUUGGUAUAUAAAAUGCCUCAAAAUUAGUUUUAUCAUAAGCUGUUUCCCCCAGAAUAUUUUCCUCCAAACUGCCUGAAACCCCAAACAGAAAAUUGAAUUGUACUCAUUCUCAUUUUUACUUUUAAUACCAAGCAUAUUGUUUUAAUUUCAUUUAAUCCCUUUAAUUAAGCCUGUAAUAUGUCUGGUACUCCAACCAUGAUUUGAAAAUAAAUGAAAAGCCAAAAGUUUGCAGGAAAAUAAAUGAUUUAUUUUAUUUCA